AUGGCAAAGAAGGCCAAGUCGCGCAUCAUCAGCGUGCGACUCCUCUCCAUGGCUAUGACAGGCUACUUCUACACCUUCACCCGCCCACGGACAUCACUGCCCAUGAGCAUGAUCAAAUAUGACCCAAUCAGUACGAUCUCCCCCUAUACCUCCCAAUCCAGCCCGGCAGCACAUCACGAUAUCGGGCUCCAACAUGAGGGCAGGGCGAACAAGAGAGAUACCACGAACACCGCUUAG
Messenger RNA from Parathielavia appendiculata, 237 nucleotides. RefSeq lists its product as uncharacterized. Gene Ontology annotation, biological process: translation. Gene Ontology annotation, cellular component: mitochondrion. The record is from RefSeq and is a predicted model, not a curated record. The transcript is spliced from 2 exons. Lineage: Eukaryota; Fungi; Ascomycota; Sordariomycetes; Sordariales; Chaetomiaceae. The coding region runs from base 1 to 237 and encodes 78 amino acids.